This is a messenger RNA of Coregonus clupeaformis (lake whitefish), 595 nucleotides long. Its product is annotated as iron-sulfur cluster assembly enzyme ISCU, mitochondrial. Gene Ontology annotation, cellular component: cytoplasm; mitochondrial matrix. Gene Ontology annotation, biological process: intracellular iron ion homeostasis; iron-sulfur cluster assembly. Lineage: Eukaryota; Metazoa; Chordata; Actinopteri; Salmoniformes; Salmonidae. Gene Ontology annotation, molecular function: 2 iron, 2 sulfur cluster binding; ferrous iron binding. The record is from RefSeq and is a predicted model, not a curated record.
AGACAAACAGCGAACAUGGCGGGUCUAAUGGCAAAGAAGUGCAUCGACCCCGUUUGUUGUGAUCGGAAGGAUCACUUCCCCGGAAUAUACGGUCCAAGCCGCCACCACAAGAAGGUAGUGGACCACUACGAGAACCCAAGGGAAUGUUGGAUCCUGGACAAGACCUCCAAAAAUGUGGGAACAGGCUUGGUGGGAGCCCCAGCUUGUGGAGAUGUGAUGAAGCUUCAGAUUGAGGUGGAUGAUCAGGGGAAGAUUGUGGACGCCAGGUUCAAGACGUUCGGCUGCGGCCCAGCCGACCGCCACUCCAGCUCCUGGUAACGGAGUGGGUGAAGGGGCAAAUCUAUUAACGAAGCACUGACAAUAAAGAACACGGACAUUGCCAAAGAGCUCAGUCUUCCACCGGUCAAACUUCACUGCUCCAUGCUGGCAGAGGAUGCCAUCACUGCCCUGCAUGACUACCGUCUCAAACAGCAGGAUGUCAAGAUUGAGGCUGUCAAAGCCACCGCAACUAAGGGAGGGCUCUCCCAUGUAGUCCUGGACACCCCUGUCCUGACACCCUACUGCCAAGGGGACACUCAAAUGUAGUCCUGGCUCC